AUGCGCAGAGCCGCUCUCCGCCUGUAUUCGCAGACAUCAUCACAGGUUAAAGCGAGCAUCCUCGUCCACACGGAGGGAGGGAUUCGGCUUGUUUUAUUUCUUUCUGCCCUCUUUAUAUACCCCCCUCCUCCCCCCCUACCCCCACCCCCGGUCGCUGCCGCUGCGGCUGCGGUGUCAGAAGAGAGAGAGAAGAAGAAGAAAAAAAGCCAGCACGGAGGGAGCAGAAGCCAUAAGAUGAAGAAACGAUAUGUGGACGCGAACAGGCUUCGGAAAAUGAAAAAGCUGAAAAUCACGGAGAGGCUGUCUGAGAGUGCGUACACCUUCCUGAAGUUUGUGGUGAUGUGGAUGCUGGUGCUGCUGGCAGAUUUCAUUGUGGAAUUCAGGCUGGAGUACUUGUGGCCUUGCUGGCUCUUUGUUGGGAGUGUGUACACCACUUUCCACUGCCAGGGGCUGGUCAUUUGUGUUAUUUUUGUUUGCGCCGCAUUCAUACUGGACAUCUUUUGUUUCAUUUUUGUCCCUUUGUACUGGCUGUUUUUCGUGGCAAGCAGCUACGUAUUAAUCAUUUAUAUCUGGCACACAGAAAAGGGCAUUUGUAUAUCGACGGUGUCCCUGUGGAUUCUGCUUGUGUACAUAGAGGCUUUGCUUCGACUCAAAGAUCUUAGUACCUCUCAUCCCAACGUAUCUCAUCUUUUAGCUGCACACUGUGUUGGAUUUCCUGUAGUCAGUCUGUGGUUUGAUACCACCUGCUACUUUGCCAACAUUUUUAAGCUGUGCAUACAGAAAGCGGUGCAGAGUGAGAAUGACUUCCACAUGCACCUCCUCCAGCACUCGCUCCCACCAGGCCUGCAGGUUUACUCCAAGACCGGCACAGAUGGCAGCAGCAGCUCUAAAUGGAAGAACAGGCCUGAAUCAGGUCAGUAUCACUGUCAGAACGGAGCUGUGGUGGCCCACGAUGACGUGCACACCGUGGACUGCCUCCAGAUCCGCAGCGAUGACAGAGCGGCCGACAAAGCAUUUCAGGAGGCAAGGUCAGGCGAAUCCAACCGCCGGUCGGCGCCCCUCAAACCUGGGAUGGCCGAGCCCAAAGAUCAGCUUCACAGCGGGGCGGGAGGACCGGAAUCAUCUGCGACCCCCGAAAAUCUACCUCAGGAGGAGCAGGGAGGCAAGAACGCACGGGCGGCCAAGAGCUCCUCGCCAAAAACCCGUCCGGGCAGCACAAACACUCCUUCGCCACCUUCAGGAAGGACAGAGAAGAAACAGAGGAAUAGCUCCAAAACUAUCAGCCCCAACAGGGACGCGACAGAAAAGAGCGCCACAGCGGCCCAGACCUACCACGCUGAACAGAUCAGCAAACUGGAGACAGAGAUGCGGAGGCUGAAAGGCGAGCUGCAGACCAGCAGGCAGAGCGAACAGGAGCUGCGAAGUCACAUCUGUAACCUGACCAACAGCGAGAGGAGCCUGAGACCGGAGGUCUCCCUGCUCCGACAGUCCAACAUGCUGCUGCAGAGCAAGAUUCUGUGCUUGAAUAAAACCAAGCAGAGGGACAAGCAGACCAGUGCCAUGCUGGAGAAAAAGACCAGAGCAGAGGCAGAGGCGAGGCUCUCUGCAGAGAAACAGUUAGCUGAGCUCCAGGCUCAGAAAGUGGAGGACGCGGCGAACACAGCACGCAGCCUCACAAACAGGCAGGAACACUGUGAAACCCAAAUGUUAAGGAAAAGGGUUAAAGAUCUAGACACAGAGUACAAACAACUACAGCUGGAGUAUCAAGUGAAAGACAGUCGUGUGGUAGAUCUAGAGAGAGAUGUUGAGGGUCUGGGAAAGUACCGGUGUGUGGAGAAAGAGACGGACAUAUUGCUGUCCACUCUGUCGGCCAUGCAGGAGAAAGCCCAGCACCUGGAGUACAACCUGAGCGCUGAGACCCGCAUCAAGCUGGACCUGUUCUCUGCGCUGGGAGACGCCCGCCGCCAGCUGGAGAUCGCUCAAGAGAAAGUGAAGAGGCAGGACAGAGAGAUCCGGGAGAUGAAGCAGAAGACUGCGGAGGUGAUGGCGGUCAGCCCCGGUGUCUCCUACGUGGCCACCCGGCCUCAGGUGCCUCAGUAUCUCACCAAGUUACUCAACUCCGAGCGCUACAUGCUGAAUCCAAGAGCACUGAUGUACCAGUGCCUGAAGAAAUAAAUAAAAAAAGGGACACCAUGAAGCUUUGUUGAAUCAUCAAAUCUGCUCGGCAGGACCAGAUAAGUUUACCAUGAAGCUAAAUGACACCGUGAAGACGCCUGUUUUCAGUCAGGAGUGGAAAACAGAGCAAGCCUCCACAAGGCUGACUGCAUUCUGCUGCACUGUUGGUGCUAACUUGAUAUUCUUCGAUUUUUUUUUCCUGUCUCCUCCCACAUCAGAGCUCGAAGUGUUUCACUUUGAAACGAGGUAUGUAAUAUGCAGAGCCGCUCCGGGCCGAGUUUCACCCAUCAUCACUGAAGCAACGUCAGCAGAGAAAAGCACAACAUCAAUGCUGAUUCAGAUCCUGUAGAUUAACAUUGUGCAGAUCUGAGGAUGGAUUCGGCUGUUCAACUCAAGUGACGACAAUAGCACUGAAAUACGCAGCAUGGAGUAGAGCCGAACCUAAUAGAGUAAAAUUCACAUACUGACACAGCGAUCGUUAUCAAAUUAUUAUAUAUGGAUAUAUCCAAUUUUCAUUUUGAGCAACCAAAAUUCCAGCAUGUAAGUGAAACAAAGCAUUAGGCAUUAUUCAAAUGGUUUUACAUGAAGUAUUGUGCUUAAAAGAGUGGAAGAAUUUAGAAAAUGUCAACCUUAUCUUUCAUUCUUUUUUCAGAAUGAUUAUAGUCUGCUUUAAAACUGAUUGAAAAAUCCUGAUUACCAGCUUCAAAAUGUUUGUUAAUCCCUGUCUUUCUUAUGAAUUCCAGCAUAGAGCUAAAUGAUUUAUUGGGGGAAAAAACAGAAAAGCACAUCUCACCAUCACACUCCGUAUCAGGACAUUUACACUGAUGCAGCUAAAUGGAACUCAGCCAUAAUUUAGUUCUUUGUUUACACAUGUGUAACUCUGAUGUAAAUUGACCAAUGGUCAAAAAUGAUAGAUGUAUCAAACAGUGAGUCCAAAGGGAGUUAAGUUCAUGGACUUUUGAAUAUAAAAUGUCUUAUGAAAUCAAAUCUGGACUAAGAAAUAUGCUAAUCACGUGUUUCUGAAAGGGUAAAUGUAACUAUUAAACAUAAUUUCUGUAAGGCAGGUAUUAACAAGUUUAUCUUGUCUGCUUGUCUGCUUGUAAAUAGAGAAAUAUUUGGAUCGUGCUGAAAUUCAGAUGGAAGUUGUGCUUUUUUAUGUUAAAAAAAAAACAGAAAAAGAAAAAAAAUCUGAAAUGCUGAUUGAUUUUGAAUGAGGCCCUUCAGAUUUGGAUCGUUUCUAUGUGAUCAGACGUCAGAUUUCUGGGAAACUCUUAUGAAAGCAGUUCAUUGAUGUUUUGUUGUCAUGGUGACCUGAUAGGAGUGAGGGGGUGCAGUGAGAGGAGCUGCAGCUCCCUUUCAAGUGGCAUUUUGAUGCUGCUGGUUGUCCAACAAAUGCACCGAGACAGUGCGAGGAAGGGAACUGAGCGGUUGUCCAAACUUCCAGACUUCAAGCAGAAUAAUGAAUAACAAAGUAAAGAUAUUCACCAAACACGGCUGACUGAUUAAAUUACUGUGCCUAUAUACAUUACUUUCAGACUGGGAAGUAAACCUAAUUUAAUGUGAAAGAGUAAUGUGUUUGAAUUGAAGUGCUUUGUACUGUUUUUGUAGUUUUUAUUUCCUCUUUUCUUUUUUUAAACUCACAAAUGUACAGAAUUGAAAAAAACCCACGCAGCUGAUAAGCCGGAUGUGGCCAUUUUGGUAGCUUUUUAUUUAGAGUGUGUUUCUACAGUGUUUUAUAUGAAAGCUAUUUUUUCGCUGUACUUCAAUUUUACUGCUGUAAUUUUGUACGGCAACGUGUUUGUCGGCAUGACGUGUUUUAUUCAACUGUUGUUUGAGCGCACAUUGUGACUUUCUGUACAUGGACAUACCUGUACAAGGGCUACGGUUUGUAAACAUUUUGAACAAAUUAUUGUCAAUCUAGUGAUGCUCUGAGGUUAGACGUCACUCUCCUCACACAGCAGGACGGGCUUUUGUAUGAAUUAUUUAAACUUGAAUUUUGUCUGAUCUUUCGGCCUGUGUGCACAUCUUUUCUCAAAUUCAAAAUUUAAAGGCAUCAAAUACAUCAGUGGAUAUAUAUCCAAUAUUUUAUUUGGCCGCUUCAACUCAUCCAAUCUUGAAUUAAAGAUCAUCUGUUUUCAGUAAAUUAAGAAAUUAAGACGAAAAUGGGUUUGCUGAUAAUGUGUGUUUUUUUUUUAUUCUGGGAAGUGUAAAAAGAAGGUAAAA
Messenger RNA from Menidia menidia (Atlantic silverside), 4398 nucleotides. Lineage: Eukaryota; Metazoa; Chordata; Actinopteri; Atheriniformes; Atherinopsidae. The record is from the annotation of a GenBank genome assembly.